This is a messenger RNA of Anopheles nili, 3324 nucleotides long. Its product is annotated as U4/U6.U5 tri-snRNP-associated protein 1. The coding region runs from base 112 to 3177 and encodes 1021 amino acids. NCBI's taxonomy places the organism in Eukaryota, Metazoa, Arthropoda, Insecta, Diptera, Culicidae. Gene Ontology annotation, cellular component: U4/U6 x U5 tri-snRNP complex. Gene Ontology annotation, biological process: maturation of 5S rRNA; mRNA cis splicing, via spliceosome. The record is from RefSeq and is a predicted model, not a curated record. The transcript has 2 exons.
GAAGAAAAGUAAGUGUUUGGAAAGUGUGAAAAUAGUGAAUUUUAAUCUCGCAGCGAUAAGGAAAAUCCCGCUUUCGUGCGUGCACUAUUGACACAGGUAACAACAACCACCAUGGGUUCAUCAAAAAAGCAUAAAAGAGAUUCUAAAAAGCAUAAACGUCGUUCGCGUAGUCGUUCGCGUAGCCGCUCACCACGGUACGAGCGGGAACGGGAACGUGAACAGGACUAUCGAUCCCGGUCGUACUCGGAGGACAACGAUAGCUACAACGAUGCGGUGGAGCGUCGCAGGCACAAGAAACACAAGCGGGACCAAAAUGAGCAUCGGCAUUUGCACAGCCGCCAGCACGAACCACAGCAGCACAGUCGCGACAGUCGCAAUCAACGUGACUACGGGGAGGUGAACACGAUUGACGAUGAUUCCGAUAGCUCGGACUGUGUGGAAGUUCCGCUGGAUGAGCCGGAUGUGCCGCCGCCUCCGCCAUCCAUCAGCCGCAAGUCACCGGAUUCGGAUGCGGUCCCGUCGCCACCGCCACCACCACAGGUGCAGAAGCGGCGCCGAUCACCGACACCACCGCCUGCCCCGAAAGCGUCGGCCAGCCGGAAGCGCUCUGUUUCACCGAUUCCUUCGAACGGGGCAGGUGAUGUGCUCUCCGUCGGGGACACGAAUAAGCUCCGGGCCAAACUUGGGCUUCGUCCGCUAGAAGUUACGCCGUCAAAAUCCCAAGCGGAACAAUCGUCCUCGAGAAGAAGGCACCGUUCCCCAUCGCCUCCUCCACCCCCGAAAGCUUCGUCCUCUUCACGCAAGAGGUCAGUUUCACCUAUACCGGAUAAUGGCGCCGGAGAUGUCCUAUCGGUCGACGAAAGCAAUAAGUUGCGCGCUAAACUCGGUCUUCGUCCGUUGGAAACUUCUUCAAAGAAGCGUGUACGAUCACCUUCUCCGCCACUGCCACCGAAGACCAGUUCCUCAGCGACUGGUUCCAGGAAGCGGUCUGCUUCGCCGAUACCCGAAAACGGUGCAGGUGAUUCACUGUCGAUCGAAGAAACAAAUAAGCUAAGGGCUAAACUCGGCCUUCGUCCUUUGGACGUGAGCGCUUCGAAAUCGGAUAGUACACCUUCGAAGGGGACUGAGGCGGAAAACACAGACAAACUGAAAGAUGACUGGGGCGAGUUUUAUCAUAAGCCGGCGAAGAAUUUGUCAGAGAAAACACAAGAGGAAAAGAUACGUGAAAAGCUGAAGGAACGUCGUGAGAAGCGCGCGAUCGAGGAAAAACUCAAACGCUUGAAGACGCUUGGCGAAGAGGACGAGGUGGACGAUCUGAAGGGCUGGGUUGCAAAGACACGCGAUAAGGACCGGCUCAGGAAGGAGGCCGCCGAACGAGCCCGGCUGUUGGAUCAGAUGGACGAGGAAUUGGAACAGGAUUCGGAAUUCUCUGGCGGGCGUUCGGCAUCCUCUCGAAGGUCGGCCGAUACUAAGGCAUCGGGAUAUCGCGAUCGCGAUUUGAAAGGACUUCGAGUCGAGCAUGACGUAGAAGCGUUCACGGAAGGGCGGCAGGUCAUACUCACGCUCAAGGACGCAAAUGUACUGGACGAAGAGGCGGGUGAUACGCUCGUGAACGUGAACAUGAUCGACGACGAGCGUUACAAACGCAAUGUAGAAGCCCGUAAAGCCAACCCGCAACAUUACGGCUACGACGUGUACUGCCAGGACGACGUGGACGAAUUCGGUAUGCCCAAGGAGCGGGAGGUGCUCGGCAAGUACAACGAAGAGAUCGAGGGCCAGCGUAAGAGCAGUUUCGUGAUCGGAUCAAAUGCCGAGCAUGAGGCGCAGGAAAAGCGCCGCUUGCUUGAGAUCAAAACGAAGCUUGAGAAGAAAAAGCUGGACUCGUUGGAAACGGCCCAACUUACACUGGUUUCGGAUUAUUUCACCGAAACCGAACUGGCGUCCUUCAAGAAGCCCAAGAAAAAAGUACGUAAAAUAAGACAAAAACUGCGGGCCGACGAUUUGCUCGCCUCCCUUCCGGCAGAGGAGACUACUUCCGAUUUGGGCUCCCGUUCGAAACGAAGCGAACGAUCGGGAGGACCGUCGGCGACGGUGACCAGCGAGGAUCGUAAAAGCAUACGAUCUCGGGCAGCGGACAUUCUGCUUACCGAUGACACACCGGCUAUUUCGGAGGAUCUUAGCACGGUGAAGCUUGAGGACGCGAUCGAGGACGACGAGGAUCUACAGGCGGCUCUGCAGAAGGCUCGGCGUCUAAAACAGAAGGAAGCUAUAAUCUCGAAGGCGCUUCCUAUCGAUCCGGAACGCGUCAAAAGCGAGGUAAAGGAAGAACCCGACAGUGGAGGAGAGCUCGAUCACCAUGGCACCAUGCUACUGAAUUCGACGGCAGAAUUUUGUCGCACGCUGGGAGACAUUCCAACGUACGGAACGGCCGGCAAUCGGGAGGAAGAUCCGAAUGAUAUGAUGGACUUUGAGCGCGACAGUGCAAGUGAUCGCGAGGGCAUGGAUUCGGACCCUGAAGAGGGUCCUUCUCGGCGGCAUCAUCACCAUCACCAUCAUAACAACCAUUCGGAGCACAGCGGCACGUGGAACUCGGUCAACACGGAACAAGAACAGGAGGAGACACGCGAAACGAAGGUCGAGGAAGUUGCGAUUCUCGACGAGGAACCGGAUGUGGCACUCAGCGUGGCUGGAGCGCUAAAGCUGGCCCAGUCGAAGGGUUACCUAGAGCGCGAGGAAAGCAACCGACCGAGCAAUGCUCGAUUCGCCCAUUUGCAGGCGCAGAACUACUCGAUCGAAGAUAAGAACUACGGCGAGGAGAACGAUAAGUACUCGAGGCGCGAUCGCUACGCCGGUCCCAUCAUGGACUUCAAGGAGAAGGAAACGUUCAAGCCGAACGUAAAACUCGAGUACAUCGACGACAAUGGACAUCUGUUGACGCCGAAAGAAGCGUUCCGCUAUCUUUCGCACAAAUUCCACGGCAAAGGUCCGGGCAAGAACAAGGUCGAGAAGCGUCUAAAGAAGAGCGAGCAGGAGGGGCUGAUGAAAAAGAUGAGCUCCACCGAUACGCCGCUCGGAACGCUGAACAUGCUGCAGGCGAAGCAGAAGGAGACCCAAUCACCGUUUAUCGUGCUGAGCGGAACCAAACAAAACACCAGCAUCGUCAAGCAGAAACGCUAGGACACCUGGCAGACCCAGUCUCGUUGGGCACGCGAAUUUUAUGUCCAUGCUGAGAAAUGUACUCGGCGAGUUUUAUUGUAAUUUCUCGGCAAAAGAGAUAUUCCACACCAGAAAAACCCUAAACCAAUAAAUUUCCCAAAUUAGUUU